GCAGCUCUUUGGCCUGUCAUGAGCUUCAUUAGGCAUUUCAUAUUGCAGUCGAGCAGACGCAGCUCAGCAGCAGCAGCUCCUUGUAUUGUUCUCCUCCAACGCCAACGCCACCCACAAUUAACCACAACAAUAAAGCGGGGAGCAACAACAAACAAGAGAGAAGAGACACAAACUGGGAUGGAGACCUCAGUACACUCCGCUGGCAUUGCCGAGGUUCACAAUGUGCCCAUGGAGGUGAUCAAGCGACCAAUUCCCUCGGUUCUCGAUGAGCUGAAAGUGCAAUCACUUAUGGACACCAUCAAGGCGGAGACGGGAGAGGAGGAUGUGCCACCGGUUGAUAUCUUGUGGAUAACGGGCAGCAACGGCGGCAACUAUUAUUUCAGCUUCGGAGGCUGCCAUCGCUUUGAGGCCUACAAACGCUUGAACAGGCCAACCAUAAAAGCGAAACUAGUCCGCUCCACUUUGGGCGAUCUUUAUCAUUACAUGGGCUCUAGUGCACCCACUUAUUUGGCUUAAGAAUCUGUUUUUUUUGUGUGUCUUCGUUUUUGCAAUUGUUAUCACUUUUUUAUAAAUACAAAUUUACAUACUAACAUGUA
Messenger RNA from Drosophila nasuta, 596 nucleotides. RefSeq names its product sulfiredoxin (gene Srx). The record is from RefSeq and is a predicted model, not a curated record. Gene Ontology annotation, cellular component: cytoplasm. Gene Ontology annotation, biological process: cellular response to oxidative stress. Gene Ontology annotation, molecular function: sulfiredoxin activity. Lineage: Eukaryota; Metazoa; Arthropoda; Insecta; Diptera; Drosophilidae. The transcript has 3 exons. The coding region runs from base 19 to 516 and encodes 165 amino acids.